UUCACCGUGUCCCUGUCAGAAACUAGUGUUCCCCCACCCCCUCCGGUAGGAAGGUGAUCGUUUACCUGUCGGGAUGGCGAUGUCAACAUUUCAAAAGGUGACCCUCGCGACGUGUCUCGUGCUGUGCGUCGCAUUGCUGCUUCCCAAGCUGCUGCUGUCCCGCGGGAGGAAGGAUGCUGCUGAGCGGCCGGAGGGUUCAGGUCGUUUCCCUCCGAUGAUGCACCGUCAGAUGGCCCCAGAGGGCCGUGGCCAGAGGGCCGCAAGUGCUGGCUUCUCCAGAGCCCACAACCCAGAGGCCAUAGCCAAGGCGAAGGGAGCAGGAACGGGGGCAGGAACCGGAGGCAAAUCCAACCUGGCGGGACAGAUCAUCCCUGUGUACGGAUUCGGGAUCUUACUCUACAUCCUCUACAUACUGUUCAAGAUCACGUCUAAGGGGAACAGCAAGCCGUCAGAGGGCAGGUUUCCUUCUGUCCGGUCAGAGAACAUGAAGAGAAAGAUCACUGACUUUGAACUGGCUCAGCUGCAGGAGAAGCUGCGGGAAACAGAGCUGGUGAUGGAGAAUAUUGUUUCCAAUGCCCACCACAGCCCUGACAGCGUGAAGGGAGUGAUGGCAGAUCAGGAGGAGAACCUCCUGCAGCAGCUGACGGAGAUUACCCGGGUGAUGCAGGAAGGCCAGCUGGUGGAGGGCAUGACUUCAGAAAAGAAAGAACAGGACGACUGGGAAGAUUAUCCUGAGGAGUCUCGUCAGUACUGGGAACAUUCCCACUGCUGCUGUCAGCAGCACUACAGUCCACAGACGGAGACAGAGGCCGAGAGGACUGAAGCUGCUGGAGCCGUCCUGGUGGAAAACAUUGCUGCUGAGGAUGUUACAGGUGGAGGUGAGGCUGAGGAAGCGGAGGAUCUGAGUGCAGAUGCUGUGAGAGAAGCUGACUUUACAGCAGUAAGUGAAGACGACAUGGGGCCACAGAGUGAUGUAGGCGUAAACGAGAAGGUGGACUUGCAUGAACAUAGGGAGGGAGGGGGCAAAAUUGAUCUGGGUGUCCCGGAGGAGGACCUGGCCGGAGUCCUGAAGGAGCUGGAGCUCACACUGAAGAUGACGUCUGUGAUGGAGCAGGAGAAGAUAGAGGACCUGACCCGGCCUGCGGAGACAGAACCUGCCCAGAACCAGGUCAGACGGAGGAACAGGAGGAGGAGAGCCAAGAAAGUGGCGCACUGACUCUAACGUGGUGCAGAUAAACUUGAGCCCGGGCCUGGUGUUUGAGAGGACAGCUUCUUUUUCAACUCUGCUCCCAGCAGACGGGCAGUAGCAUGAAAGUUGGUGAUAGCAUGAAAAUGUGUUGCCAGCUUUACUUUACUUGAAGUCAAUAAGUGAGAAAUGUUUGUACAGGGCACAGUUUUUGUCUUUAAUAUCAGCUUUGUCUAUCGACUAAAAAAAGGAAUAAGUAUAAGAUAAGCAAUGGCCUAAUUAAUGAUCUCAGUCAAAUAUGAUAAUGCCAAGAUAGAAAUUCGUAGUUUUUCAUUUAAUUUAAACAAGAAGUGCAGACAGGACCUCUGCAGGUCCAGAUUUUAGGCAUUAUCUGGAAGUACUGCAGGCUGUGAACAAACCCAGUAUUUAGUUGAGUCAGUGAAGUGUUGAGACACUUAUACUUGAUCUGUCAAAGCCUUUUUUCUCAGCAAGCAUCAGUGUCUUUUCCUGUAAAAUUAUCCAGCAUUAUUCACAUUGAGUUCUUGCAUUAAAGAGUAGUGAUACAGUUUAUAAAUGAAGAAAACGAGACUGAAUCAGGCCACUUCAAAACAUACUUGUUCUGCAAAUUAAUACAUUUCGGAAACACUAGAAGUAAGUAAUUUUAGCUCAGAUCAGGACGUUUUUCUGUAGAAAGUGUCCUGUGGGCAGGAAUUAUGCUGAUGAUGAAAACUGGGCGAAAAAAAAAAAAAACGCUGAUUGAAUUUGAUCGCAUUACUUAUAUUACUGUAAUUUACUGAGGGGACUGUGGUUUUUUUCAUUGUCGUCAGCAUUUGUGUUGAACAAAACACAUUUCAAACUUCCUGCGGUCUUCACGUCCAAGAUGGAAUUUUUUUUUUUUUUUACAGACAAGGACCUUGGAUUUAAUACCUUUAGUGUGAAUAGACACAAACAUGCUGCAGCAAAUUUGAGAAAAUGGGACAAUGCAUAUUGGACUUUUUAUUAGUGUCCACUGUCUUCUGGAUAAACAGUUAGUGAUGGACAAACUUUGUCCCCUGAAACAAUAUUUUAAGCCUUUAAAAAAUUUGCUUUCUUCAACUCUAAAUCGUUUAAAGAUUUUUACUUUUAUAAAACGUAUUUAUUAACUGCUGGGAAAAGCACCUGAGAAUGCAUAUCGGUGAUUAAAAUGCUGUGAAUAAAAUUUUC
Toxotes jaculatrix (banded archerfish) is the source of this 2389-nucleotide messenger RNA. It is a transcript of the gene ric3b, whose product is annotated as RIC3 acetylcholine receptor chaperone b. Gene Ontology annotation, biological process: synaptic transmission, cholinergic; protein localization to cell surface. NCBI's taxonomy places the organism in Eukaryota, Metazoa, Chordata, Actinopteri, Toxotidae. Bases 74 to 1216 code for a protein of 380 amino acids. Gene Ontology annotation, cellular component: neuronal cell body; neuron projection; intracellular membrane-bounded organelle. The transcript has 6 exons. The record is from RefSeq and is a predicted model, not a curated record.